Prunus dulcis (almond) is the source of this 2354-nucleotide messenger RNA. RefSeq lists its product as uncharacterized. Bases 25 to 1314 code for a protein of 429 amino acids. The transcript is spliced from 3 exons. The record is from RefSeq and is a predicted model, not a curated record. NCBI's taxonomy places the organism in Eukaryota, Viridiplantae, Streptophyta, Magnoliopsida, Rosales, Rosaceae.
CGAGAGCACGAUAAGGAAGGAAGAAUGAGAAAGGAAGCAGAAGCACAAGUGGAAUUGGCAAAAAAGAGAUGCAGAGAUGUGAUCGACCGAAUAGAGGGAUUGCCAGCUUCCACCAAGAUCACUGCUUCUUGCAGACGCACUCUUCUCAAAUUGGCCCACUCCGAACUCACUUUCCUCUGCCGCUGUUGCUCCUCCACCUCCUCCUCUUCUUCCACUCCCCUCAACCUCAGUAAUUUUGGCAGUGUCAAUAUCGGGCACCUCGAGGCAGUUGUUCACCUUCUCCAGCAGCCUUUCAUCACUGGUGUUUCCCGCGUUUGCAAGCCAAUUCCUUUGUCAACUUUAGCCCCACAUCCACAUGGGCAGAAAACCGACCCUUGUCUUAAAAUACAUGUCCACGUUGAUAUAGUAUGUACUCUCCAUAGGAACCCUGUCUGGAUUAUUGUAUCUGAUAGGAACCCAAAAUACAUUAGUUGGAGUGGCAGCAGCUGCGGAUCCCCUUACAAAAGGGAUAAGAGUAAGGGCUUAAAAUUGCGUAUUCAGCAAGUCACUGCUGCUGCCCGGUCAGCCGUGGCACUGAAACCUUCCUCAGUUAUUCUCUUCUUUUCAAACCGAAAUGGACUUAGCAGCAUUGUUUGCGAUAAACUCAAAGAUGAAUUUGGGGCCACUGAGUUUCAAUUGGAUUUUCCUGUUUUAGAUUUUAAUUUUGAUUUAUCCGAGGAAGCAGGUGAAUGGACUAAUGUACUUGUUGCGAGAACAUAUCAAGAGGCUUGUGCAUUCGAAAUAAAGGUUAGUGAUACAAGGAACACUGUUUUAAGUUCAGAAUCUGAUGUGAAGGAUUCAAGCCUGGGAGAGGCUGCUGUUACUGAGAAAGAUCCGUUCGUCUCAACAGAGCACACAGAAUUUUUCCGUGCUUUCUCUAACCUUAUUUCAGGAAUGGAAUUCUACUCAUUGUAUCUAAAAAAUGGGGAAUCCGCUCAAGUUGGGAGUCUUCUGGGUCAAAGUGAACUUAUAAACUUUGAUACAACUGCCUUGAUUGCUCUUGUAUCAGGUAUUAGUAAUGGUGGCACUCCAAAACUUUUGGCUACUCCAGAAAGUGAAUUGAGGCAGCGGUUUAAGGGUAACUACGAGUUUGUGAUUGGACAGGUGAUGUCUGAAAUUCAGAAUCCAAUUCUUGUUGAACUUGGUCGCACAAUAUCUGGGAAGAGAGUCAUAAUCUGUGAAAGUGUUCGUUCAGAGUUCAAAGAGUUAGUAUUGAUGUGUGGAGGGCCCAAUGAGAAGUUGAGAGCUAGUCAGUUACUGAAUUGUCUUACGUGAGUUUUUGACCAGUUUUUUCUUUUUAACUUCUUUGAAUUUUUUUUUUAUCUGCAUUAAUUUCAAAGGGAAAUAAACACUGACAUUAUAGAGAGGAAAAAAAAAAAAAAAACUAAACUAGUCAAAGUUGAGCAUAUGAUCUACAAGGUCUGCUUUAAUUGCAUUGUGUGUAGUUAUUUUAUUUUGUACGACGUUGUUCUUUAAGUUAAUUAUUUAAAGCAACAUGGUUAUUUUAUUUUGUGGUUCACAUUUAAAGAUGUUCUAAUACAAAAUAGUUUAGUGAUGUCCUUCACAACAAACUCUUUUACCCACCUUUAAGUUUUAACCGUUUACCAGAGGACCAAAAAUAGCUCAGUGAGGACAAGUGGGACUAGCAGCUGACCACAGUAAAUGAUUGCUGGGAAGGAGGGAAAACCAUAAAACCCACAUUGACGAGGACAGAUUUGGCCAAUUUGGGUUUCCUCAGAAGUUUGCUGAAUUUUCUUAUUUAUUGCUGUCAGGGUUAAUUUCUCCCAAGGGUUACUUAUGUCCUACCUCUGGCCCCUGCGGCCCUGGUUUUGCAACCUCCUUCAGUUAGUAGUUGUCGUUCUUUUGGGCUUUCUGUGCAUGUGUGUUGUCUCUAGUAUACUUAUUUCUUAGAACUUCAAAAAAUUUCACUGAUAUAAUUCGCCUUAGGUUGCAGAAUGCUUCAACUUAAUUGGUGAGUUAAUCUUGGAUUCAUGAUUUAGGUGACCUUCUUAGAUUGCAUUUGGAGAAUUACACUUACAUAUUUGCUUCCAAGGUUGGUAAAGUAUGUAGAUUCUGUUCCCCUCAGUGUAGGACAUUAAGCAUAUCUAUAGGGCUUUUUUUUUCUUCUUCUAUAUAUGUAGGAAACAAAAAAAAUUGUAGAAAUAGGGAAACAAGCACAGUAGACAUUUGUGAGAACCAACCAACCCUAGUCUGCAAUGUGCAUUAAGUCCAAACAGGGUUAAGCCUGUCCGAAAAAAUUUGAGUUUCAUUGACAUUUUGUUUGAUAUGUUUGAUGAUUUUUGCUCCCUUAUAUA